GUUUGCUCUCUCGCGUGGCUUUAAAGACUUCUUCUAGCGUUUUAAAUCCCCCAUUAAAAUACCCAUCACCACCCCCAAAUACCCAAAAAACCAACACCCACCAAACCAAACCCUACAAAAAACAUCUCCUCUCCUUCUCCUUCUUCUUCUUCACCUAUUUCGACUUCUAGAAGAACCCCACAAACCCUAAUGAUGGGACCUAUACUACUUUAAAAAGGAAAGGAAGAACAAAUUAAAAGAGUUCCAAAUCAUGAGUGCAAACCCUAGCAGCAGCGGUGGUAGUGUAGGGAGUGGUGCUGGCAGUUGCAGUAGUGCUGGUGGUGGACCUUGUGGCGCGUGCAAGUUUUUGAGAAGGAAAUGUGUGCCUGGUUGUAUCUUUGCCCCUUAUUUUGACUCGGAGCAAGGUGCAGCCCAUUUUGCAGCUGUUCAUAAGGUUUUUGGGGCGAGCAAUGUGUCGAAGCUGCUUCUUCAUAUCCCUGUUCACAAACGGCUUGAUGCGGUGGUUACCAUAUGUUACGAGGCUCAGGCUCGGCUUAGAGAUCCUGUUUAUGGCUGUGUUGCUCACAUCUUUGCUCUUCAACAACAGGUGGUGAAUUUGCAAGCAGAGCUAUCGUACUUACAAGCCCACUUAGCUACGCUAGAGCUUCCAUCACCGCCGCCGCCUCCUCCGCCUUCAACAACGCUGAUGGCACCACCUCCUCUCUCCAUAUCGGACCUCCCAUCAGUCUCGACCGUGCCUGCCACGUACGACUUAUCGUCACUUUUUGAUCCCGUGGUGCAACAUUCAUGGGGCAUGCAGCAGAGGCAAAUCGAUCCACGCCAAUUUGGAGGGAGCGGCUCAUCAUCAUUAACCGGUAGCGGCGAUCUUCAUGCGUUGGCUCGUGAACUCCUCCACAGACAAGGGUCUCCUCAACAUGGUUGUUUGCCAUGCACCGAUGCUUCACCAUCACAAUCUCUCUCAAAGUGAAGACUGACCCUUUCCCCUAGUGUCUACUUGCCUUGAAAAAUCUCUCUUGACCCAAACUAGCUAGCAAGGGAGCUUUCAUUUUCCUGUUAUAUUUCACUGGGCAAGUAACCUUAAUAACUAAUCUGGCCAUAUUUUUUUUCCCUCCUCCUUUUCUCCCUUUUUUGAGAUAUCAGUGAAAUUCAAAUUUUAGUCUUA
Theobroma umbraticum is the source of this 1162-nucleotide messenger RNA. It is a transcript of the gene LBD18, whose product is annotated as LOB domain-containing protein 18. Lineage: Eukaryota; Viridiplantae; Streptophyta; Magnoliopsida; Malvales; Malvaceae. Gene Ontology annotation, biological process: positive regulation of DNA-templated transcription; hormone-mediated signaling pathway. Gene Ontology annotation, cellular component: nucleus. The record is from RefSeq and is a predicted model, not a curated record.